AUGGCAGACGUAUCGGACCCCAAGAUCAGCGAAGCGUACGAGAAGAUCAGGGUUAAUGGAGCUGAGGAUGCUUGGUUGUUGCUCGACUAUGAGUCCGACAAGUCCUCCAAGCUCGUCCUGUCAGCUACCGGAACCGGCGACCUCUCUGAACUCGCAUCCCAUCUGAAACCCGAGAACGCUUCAUUUGCCUAUGUCAAAGUGCGCUAUGUCAAUGACGAGCACUCUUUCCGGGAGAAGUUUACUUUGAUCACUUGGAUUGGGGAGGAUGUCAAGGUCAUGCGAAGGGCUAGGGUCUCUGUGCACGCUGCCGACGUCAAGAAGGUCCUCCGCGCAUACUCUAUCGAAGUCUCAGCCUCCACCAAGGCCGAUCUCGAUCAGGACGAGAUUGUGACGCGUCUAAGGCGCGCCGGGGGAGCCAACUAUGACCGAUCCAAGUUUGACUAG
Molecule: messenger RNA, 444 nt
Organism: Cryptococcus wingfieldii CBS 7118
Lineage: Eukaryota; Fungi; Basidiomycota; Tremellomycetes; Tremellales; Cryptococcaceae
Exons: 5
Coding region: 1-444 (147 amino acids)
Biological process (GO): regulation of actin filament polymerization
Cellular component (GO): plasma membrane; cortical actin cytoskeleton; actin filament
Molecular function (GO): actin filament binding
Source: RefSeq, a predicted model, not a curated record